Messenger RNA from Talaromyces stipitatus ATCC 10500, 558 nucleotides. RefSeq names its product reverse transcriptase, putative. The record is from RefSeq and is a predicted model, not a curated record. Bases 1 to 558 code for a protein of 185 amino acids. NCBI's taxonomy places the organism in Eukaryota, Fungi, Ascomycota, Eurotiomycetes, Eurotiales, Trichocomaceae. The transcript is spliced from 2 exons.
AUGGAGGAGAUUGAGAGGAAAGUCUUUGAAGCUAAGCCAUGGAAAGCACCUGGGGAAGAUGGACUCCUAGCUAUGAUGUGGAGGCAGUUAUGGCUAGUGGUUAAAGAAAGAAUCAUACCACUGAAGAAGCCGGCAAAAGACAACUACUCACUAGCCAAAUCAUGGAGACCUAUAUCAUUACUUUCCACGCUAGGCAAGAUACUAGAAGUGGUCAUUGCGGAGAGAAUAUCAUAUGCUGCGGAAACAUUUAGCCUACUGCCCACCAACCACUUUGGAGCAAGAAAAAGGCGUUCUGCAGAACAAGCAAUUCUGCUACUUCAAGAAGAAAUCUACAAGGCGUGGAGAAAUAGGAAGGUCCUUAGCUUGGUCAGCUUUGAUGUUGCAGGAGCAUACAAUGGAGUCUUCAAAGAGAGAUUACUCCAGAGACUCAAGGCAAGAGGGAUACCUGACAAGAUGGUCCAAUGGAUUGAUGCCUUCUGCUCAGGACGAACUGCAACUAUCACAGUCAAUGGACAAAUAAGUGAACAAAGGGAACUACUACAAGCAGGCUUACCAUAG